Contarinia nasturtii (swede midge) is the source of this 2609-nucleotide messenger RNA. RefSeq names its product mesoderm induction early response protein 1. The record is from RefSeq and is a predicted model, not a curated record. The coding region runs from base 666 to 2513 and encodes 615 amino acids. Lineage: Eukaryota; Metazoa; Arthropoda; Insecta; Diptera; Cecidomyiidae. Gene Ontology annotation, cellular component: nucleoplasm. The transcript is spliced from 8 exons. Gene Ontology annotation, molecular function: histone deacetylase binding; transcription corepressor activity. Gene Ontology annotation, biological process: negative regulation of transcription by RNA polymerase II.
AUGUGACUCUGUGUGUUUUUUUUUGUAUAAGUUUGAAGAUAUUAUACUAUAUCUUCUUCUUUUUAGUUGAAUCUGAAUUAUUUUGUAUACAAAACUCUCUCGGUUUUGACUUUUAUUUUAUGCGCGUUUUUGAUCGCCAACCACUGAAUCGUUUGACAAAAUUUGUUUGUCUCAUAGAAAAAUUACCGACAACAAUUGCUUCAUCAAAUCGUGCAAACAUCCGAAAUUUUACGUUUCAGUGAAGUGUAAACAAUAUUUCAAAUUCACAUGUGCGUGCAUUUCCCUUCUUUUUUUAAAUGCUAAAAGAAUUUUUUUUUAUUCAAUUAUUUUUUCGAACGAAUAUGCAUUAGACGGUUUUAAAAAAAAAUAUUCGUUUGUUUGUGAGAGAGAGAGAGCGUGCGUGAGUAAAAUCUACAAGACAAUAAACAACAACAAUAAGAACAAUUCACACCACCGAAACAAAAAUUUCCCCGAUCCAAAGAAUUUCGAAAAUAAUUUUAAAGUCAUAGGCUGCUAAAGGAUUUAUAUGUCGUAUAUUUUGGAAUUGUCAUUCGCAUAUAUCUAUUCGCAUAUUUAUUUUGUGUGACCGUGUAUACACCGAAUUCAUUCACAGGCGUCCUAUUGAAUUUCGCUCAGAUUUUUGGUGAUUUUUGAGAAGACAUACAAUGGCAUCGAGGAAAAGCACAAAUGAUAGUGCGUCCAGUUCGAGGGGAAAUCGAAGUACGAGCAAAGAUGACAGUGGCACCGAUCCCAAUACCAGCGAUGACAAACUAUUCGAACCAUCAUUGGAGAUGAUGGUCAACGACUUUGAUGAUGAGAGCACCCUCGAAUUAGAAGAAAAAAUGGCAUCAACCGAAGCACAAGAUCCAAAUGCCGAAUUAAAUAGUUUACAAAAAGAAGGAGAUAUGCCAAUUGAGGAAUUAUUAGCAUUAUAUAAUUGUGUAACGCCACCGAUUCAUACGUUCACGCCAACGGGCGGAAAACGAAAAUCGAAAACAUCACGAAAUGCUGGCAUUGAUAAAACACUUAUGCCACCGCCAGACACGAUGAAAAACACACCAGAAACAUCGACCAGCGAUAAAGCCAAGGAUGAACAAUCGGAACAACGUUCUGCUAUAGCCGAAACAGAAACCACAACUGAAAUAAAACCUAACACAGACACACCGGUCAAAGAUGAAGAAAUAAAGGAAGAAACUCCAUCGGAACCUAGUAAAAAUGUGAAAGAAGAAGAUGAAUCAGUAGAAAAAGUGAAUGAAAAAGACCGUGGCCAAUCAUCAAUGGUGGUGGUGGUGGAGGAAGUAGAACCAACGAAAACUGAGAUUAAACAAGAGUCGAACGAAAUUAGCUGUGGCAAUGACAAAGAAAAUAAUUCUAAAAAUGACAACCAAUCGAAAUUAGAUCCGAAGAAUUCUUCGGAUACCAAUGAUAGAGAUGAAGAGAGUGAUACAAAAUUGGAUUCAACAAUUAUCAAAAAUGACGAAAUUAAAAAGCCCAAUGAAGAUGAGACAGUUGAAGAAACAUUGGAUAAAGAUGAAGAAGAAUCCGAAGAGGAGGAGUCUGAAUUGAAAAAACUAUAUCCCGAAACGUAUAAAACCAAUGAGCCACGACUUUUACGAGCUAGUUCUCAGCCAAACAGUGACGACGAAGAAGAAGAGGACAUUGAUUAUAGUCCGGAAGAGGAUGAAUUUAAAAAGAAAAUCAUGGUUGGCAGUGAGUAUCAAGCUCAAAUUCCCGAAGGUUUGUGUCGUUACGACGAUGCGUUACCAUAUGAAAAUGAGGAUAAAUUGGUUUGGGAUCCAUCUCAAUUGCAAGAAUGUGAUAUUGAAUCGUAUUUACAAAAAGCGAGCAUACCAGUAAUUGUUGGUUCACCAUCAUCACAAUCGCCGGCAUCGCCAAUAUCACAAUGUUCGAAUCAAAAACCAUCAUUAACACUACCAAACGGUGUUCAUCUUCGUGAUGACGAAGGUUCAUUAUUCUUAUUGCUUCAAUGUGGUCAUAAUACAGAAGAGGCGUUGCGUCGAAGGCGUUUAAAUGCAACAAUACCGCAAACAGCGGUGGCCGUUGCAGCAACCGCAUCGAAUCAAUCGCCCAUCGAAAAUACCCUAUGGUCGGAAGAAGAGUGUCGGAAUUUUGAGAGUGGUUUACGUGUAUAUGGCAAAGAUUUUCAUGCAAUUCAACAGUCAAAGGUGCGAACACGAUCAGUUAGUGAACUCGUUCAAUUUUAUUAUUUGUGGAAAAAAACCGAACGACAUGAUAUAUUUGCGAAUAAAGCACGUCUUGAGAAGAAAAAAUACAACUUACAUCCAGGGCUCACCGAUUAUAUGGAUCGAUUUUUAGAAGAACAAGAAAAUAACGGCGGUAUCAGUAUAAAUACAUCAAUAAAUAACACCAUUAACACAACAUCACACGGUAAUAGUAAUGGCAAUGAGCAUGCAAGCCGGGAUCGAAGUAUGUCACCGGUUAUAAAUAGUUUACUAUACACAGAUUGUAAGCGUCAACGAAUGUCAGAAUAAAUGAAAAAAAUACAUCGUUUCGUUGAAUCAUUAUCAUUAACAUCUUCAUCAUCCAUCAGCAGAGACAAAAACCACUCGAGAAAAAAAAAAAAAUAA